AUGCCUCCGCCACCACUGUUCUCCAACAUCGACACCUCUCCGCCACCACUCCCUUCCGACAGCGUCUAUACCUCCUGCUAUUGUGAAGAGAACAUCUACCUCCUCGCUCAAGCAUUUACUCAACUUUCGGAUGCCGACUCCACUGCGGACGACCGUGGGCCCUGGCCGUGGCAGAUCUACGUCGUUUUCAUCUCCAACGGCGGUAAAACGGUCGCUCUCUGGAGCCAGAAGACACCUAGUGGCGUCGUCGUCUGGGAUUAUCACGUCGUACUCGUUCUAUUACCCCGCACCCCACUUGACCCCGGGUCUGAUGGCGCCCCCACGCCCGAGUCGGACUCGCAGGGCACUGCGGAGCGCCAUGCCUGGGUCUACGAUUUUGACACGACCCUCCCUGUGCCCUGCUCAUGGAUAGACUACAUCGCGGGGACGUUUCCCUAUGCCGCCGCGCGCGCCCGCAGCUGCGUCGACGAGAGGUUCCACAGCGUGUUCAGAGUCAUACGCGCCGACGUGUAUCUUGAUCACUUUGCCUCCGACCGGUCGCACAUGAUCACCCCCGCGUUGACGACGGACGUGGAGACGCAGCGCCCGAGCGGUGGCGCGUCGGAAGGUCGGGGGAGAAUCGACGAAGCCCCGGAAGUGGCAGAAGAGGGCCCAAGAUAUGCCAGCCCGCCACCGGGGUACCCACCGAUAUGUGGUGCGAAGGCGCGGGCGCUGGGGAUCACAGACAACCUGAUGCGAUCCUUCGUGGCGAUGGACGCGCUGCCGGCCCCGCUCGCCGAGGAACCUGUAACCCGGCGCGAAGGCGAAGACGAGGGUUCAGGGUCAAUGGGGAGCGAGGCAGUUCGGUAUGGGCAGGUGACGGACAUGGUCGGCUUCUUGAACUGGCUGGCUGGGAGUCCGGACGCGGGGCGUGAGGAGCGGGAGGACAUGUGCUGGACGGAACGGGUGCGCGGGGUCUGUCGGUGAGCAGGGCUCGAGAGCGGUCUGUGCCCUCCGAGAGGGGCGGCUGCGCGGGGAUGUGUAAGCUACGGGGUGCACGCGACAUUCAAUAAGGAUUUGCCACAGUUUG
Messenger RNA from Trametes versicolor FP-101664 SS1, 1069 nucleotides. RefSeq lists its product as uncharacterized. NCBI's taxonomy places the organism in Eukaryota, Fungi, Basidiomycota, Agaricomycetes, Polyporales, Polyporaceae. Bases 1 to 966 code for a protein of 321 amino acids. Gene Ontology annotation, molecular function: protein-N-terminal glutamine amidohydrolase activity; protein-N-terminal asparagine amidohydrolase activity. Gene Ontology annotation, cellular component: cytosol; nucleus. The transcript has 6 exons. The record is from RefSeq and is a predicted model, not a curated record.